AUGGUGGCUUUGGAGAGGGAAGCAGAACGAGAAGUUGGUGAUCAGGAAGGGAAGUUGGCUGUUGGAAUGAUUUUCAGAACAAGAGAGGAUUUCAAGCAGCAUAUGGCCUUAUAUGCAAUCAGCCAGAAGUUUUGUUUCCGAAAUGCAAAGUCCGAUCCAACAAUGAUGAUCCUAAAGUGCUGCGGAACGGGGUGUCCAUGGCGCGUCUAUGCGGUUCGGUUAAAGGAUUGUGAUGUGUUUGAGAUAAGAACCUACGAGAGUAGGCACCAGUGUUCAAUAGACGAGCGUGGAGGUUACCAGGAUCAAGCCACGGCUUCUGUUAUUGGCAUGCUAAUGAGGGCAAAGUUUGCUGAUAAUGUACAAGGGUCGUGUAAUGCAUCGUACAUUCACUUGCCAUCGUAUCUGAACAAGCUUGUGACCGUGAAUCCAGGAACCAUAGCCAAUCUUUGCACAGAGCCCACAGAUGAUGGAGGACACCGCUUCAAGUACAUGUUUGUGGCAUUGGGAGCUUCUGUGAAAGGAUAUCAGUAUAUGAGAAAAGUGAUUGUGGUUGAUGGGACUCACUUGAAAGGGAAGUACGCAGGUUGCUUGUUGACGGCCUCGGCACAAGACGGUAAUUACCAAAUUUUCCCGUUGGCUAUUGCAUCAUGGGAAUGGUUUUUCAAGCAACUAAAAACGUUUGUGACGAACAUUGGGGGUUUAGUGUUUGUGUCUGACAGGAAUUCUUCAAUUUACAAGGGCCUAAGCAAGGUAUAUCCUGACGCAGGGCACUGUAUAUGUAUCGUCCACCUAAAGAGAAACAUCCGGACAAAUUUCAAAGGAAGGCACCUGCCUUACUUGGUUGCCAAAGCAGCGAGAUCAUACCGGCUAGAGGACUUCUACAAAACGUUCAACGAAACAAAAGAAAUGGAUGCUGGCUGUGCAAAAUACCUGUUGGAUAUAGGGUUUGAACAUUGGGCAAGGUCCCAUUUUCCUGGAGAUAGGUUUGACAUAAUGACGAGCAAUUUAGCGGAGUCGUGGAAUGCAGUCUUAAACGAAGCGAGAGAGUAUUCGGUUAUCCGGUUGGUUGAUUACGUUAGAGGGAAGCUGACGGAGUGGUUUGCAAGCAGGAGAACUUCAGCAAAUAGGAAUAACAACGCCCUAUCGCCCCGUGUGCUCGGGAUUGUGACAAGAAACUUUGAGAUGACAGGGGGUUAUGAGGUAACUAAUAUUGCUGAUGGCGAGUUCGAGGUGCGGGACAAGAAGGGAGGAAGCUUUCAUGUGAAACUUGCUAACAAAACUUGUAGCUGUUUUGCGUUUCAGAUGCUCUGUAUCCCAUGUCCACACGCGAUAGCUGCGGCAUUACAGUCUGGUGUGUUGGUUGAGACUUUAGUGAUGGAAGCUUACAACGUAAGUAUGCUGAGGGGUGCUUAUCAGGAGAGGAUAGUACCGGUUGGGGAUUACAGUGGAUUUCCAGAGAAUGAUGCUAUUUUCAAUGGCCGGCGCCUUAGUCCUCCAGCAACGAGACGCCCCCCGGGUAGGCCGAAGAAACAUAGGUUCUUCUCGCGUGGAGAGAAACUGAUGAAAUGCGUCCGUAGGAGAAUUGUAUGCAGCAGGUGCAAGGGUCUGAACCAUAACAAAGCGACAUGCAAGCGUCCAAUAUAA
This is a messenger RNA of Brassica napus (rape), 1644 nucleotides long. RefSeq lists its product as uncharacterized. Gene Ontology annotation, molecular function: zinc ion binding. The transcript is spliced from 5 exons. Bases 1 to 1644 code for a protein of 547 amino acids. Lineage: Eukaryota; Viridiplantae; Streptophyta; Magnoliopsida; Brassicales; Brassicaceae. The record is from RefSeq and is a predicted model, not a curated record.